GGAGCGGCCGGAGCCGGGCAGGAGCCAUGCCACUUCCUGAUGUUAUGUUCUGCGCUCAGCAGAUUGAAAUCCCACCUGAGUUUCCGGACAUUUUAAAACAGUUUACAAAAGCUGCCAUCCGGACCCAGCCACGUGAUAUUCUUCAGUGGUCAGCUGCGUAUUUUUCAGCGUUGUCUAAAGGUGAAACCCUUCCAGUGAAGGAACGGUAUGAAAUGCCAGUGGCAACUCAGAAAAAUAACACUGGUCUUACACCAGGUCUUCUGAAGAUUCUGCACAAUCAGCUCUCUUCAAAGAUGAUUGUUGACGAGCUUGAGUUAAUGGAAAAAUGGAAAGACCUAGGAUUGCCAUUCCAACAACUACAAAACAUUCUGCAACUGGGCAAUUUACAGAAUGAGAUUGAAUGGAUGAAAUUCUUGGCUCUUGCUUGCAGCGAUUUGGGUGGGACUCUAUUCAGUGCCCUGAAAUAUGCCUGUGAAAUCCUAACGACCGACCCAAUUGGAGGUGCUGCCCACAUCGAAUUUGAAACCUUCAAGUAUUUGUACAUCUACUUAGCAAUGAUGGAUGAGGAAAUUACGGAGUCUGAAAUUCAUGCAACUCUUCAGGCUUUACAGGAAGAUGUUGUAAAUGAUCUUUACCGGCAACCUACAAACUAUAAUCGUUUGAGUACAUAA
Messenger RNA from Hemiscyllium ocellatum (epaulette shark), 671 nucleotides. It is a transcript of the gene ropn1l, whose product is annotated as rhophilin associated tail protein 1-like. Lineage: Eukaryota; Metazoa; Chordata; Chondrichthyes; Orectolobiformes; Hemiscylliidae. Bases 27 to 671 code for a protein of 214 amino acids. The transcript has 6 exons. The record is from RefSeq and is a predicted model, not a curated record.